UUUCCUAUCUUUUUAGGUUAUGGCUCUAUUGUUUUUUGUUUUGUUUGUUCCCUGUGGUAUUUCUAAGUGACUUAUUUUGCAUCGAAGCAUUACGUCUCUCUUUCUUAAUUAUCCUGAAUUUGCUUAGCGUCAUUUCCCGUAAUGUAAGAAAGCAUUAUAUGACACAAUUUAUGAAACAACUAUUCUUUGUAUAUCGGAGUAAUCAUGCUGAAUAAUCCAUGGAUUGUGGGAGGAAACCCUAUGAACCAAAUGAACAACCAUAUUGAUGGUUUGGGUGGUUCUGGUCAUAUGGUGGUUCAGACACAAAGUGUCAGUAUAGCCUCCAGUGAUGGCUCUGUCAUUCAUCAAACCAACACUUACGAGUCCUGGGUAACCAUGUCUGGUCCACAGCCCAUGAGUCUGGACAUAGUGCCUAGUGCAGGGCCUGGACAAAAUUUGUUCCAGUCACUUGACAUGGGCCGCUCACCCAUUAUGACUUCAAGACCUGCUGACACAUACUUGGCUGUGCCUAUGACCACGGAUAUCCUGUCUGCUGCUGCUGCUUCUCCUGUAGCUGUCAAUAUGCAAACUCCUUAUGUGUCUCACAACCAUGUGGAACCUGUCGUUGCUUUGCCAGCCCAGAUGGCUGUUGCAGAAACCCCUAUGGUGGCAGCAGUUCAAAACCCUGCUGAAACUUUCAUUGCUGUACCUGUGCCUGCACCUUGUGAUCCAUUAGUUGCUGUGCCUGCAGUUCAAAAUUUGUACAACCCCAUUAUAGGGCCAACAGAGUCAACAGUACCCAUUAUUCAAACCUCAUCAGUAACGCAAACACCUCAGACAAAUACACCUUCUUGGUACCUUGUGGUCCAAGACAUGCCAGAAGCAGUGCCCGGAGCCAAUGGCAUCUCAGGAUCUCCUUCUGUUGUUCGCACAGAUGAUGAUUUGUAUUUGUGUAUAAGGUGCAAUUCAACAUUUGAAAAGGCUUCCUGUAUUAAUUGGCACUUGCGAGAAUGUAAAGGGGAUGGUGUCAAGACAAGUACUUUACCUACGACUAAUAUUUUAUCCUCAACUGCCACCAAUGUAAAGAUGAUGCAGUGCUCACGUUGUGCAAGAUUGUUCAAUGUCUUCCAUGAGCAUUCAAGCCAUUUUAUAUGCUCAGAUUGUAGCACUAGUACUGUGCCAUUUACAAUUCAUUUUGGAACACAGCCUCUUAAACAGUUCAAAUGUUCAGAAUGUUCUGAGUGUUUUCAGUUUGAGUCUGACUUGGAUGACCACCUGACAUCACACAGAUCAUCAGUGACCAUUUGUGAGUUGCCUGAUAAUUACAUUGAGGAAAAUGGAAAUGAUGAUGAUAAUGGAUCAGUUAUAAUUGAACCUAUGGUAGAAUCUCCAGAGGAUAAUGAAUCAGUGUCCUGUGGUAGUGAAAGUAGCAAUGAUGUUGAUGCAGAGCAGAGUAGUUCCGAGACCUGUGGUGAGUGUGGUGAUGCAUUCAGCUGCCAAGAUUCUCUCAGUGAGCAUUUGAAAUCUCAUGGGGAUAUUCGAUCAUAUGGUUGCACUAAAUGUGGCAUUAUUUGUGUUGGACGGCACUCUUUAAACAGACACGUUUGGGCACAUUCACGUGAGUCAGAGGAGAAGGAAAUAUCCCUCAGUUGUUUUGAAGAAGAGAAAGAUGAAACCAAAGAUGUAAUAGUUACUCAGCCCUUUGGAUGCACCGAAUGUGGUAUGCAGUUUUCUGAUAGUAAUGAACUGAAAGAACAUUGUGUCAGUCACCUUCGUUUCAAACCAUUCCUGUGUACCCAAUGCGGAGAGAAGUUUGAAACAACAAGUACCCUGGAGAGACAUUGGGAAGCUCAUGCUUUGGAAGUAUAAUAAAUUUAUGUCACAGGGUUCUAUCGUUUUCACUGUUAUAGAAAUUUCUGAGGUCUGUUUUUUUAAGGUCGCAGGUAUUGAAACUUACCAUUUGUAUGAUCUUCAAUAGUUUUCCAUCUAUUAGGUUUUGUCCUCUUUGAUAAGUAAGAGUAGCAAAACUUCCUAUUGACUGAACUAUGCUUAAGUUUUGCUGAAUUUUCUUUUAGUGUAUCUUGAUUUAGUUUCCUUCAUCAAGCAGUUUGCAUAUUUUAUUAAUUUUUUGACCUUGAGACGACUUUGCCAGUGGGAAAUGAGGAAUUGAUCCUGACCAGGAUAAAAUUUGAUUGUUUAUUUUAUGUUACAGUAUAGCUACUUGAUCAUUGAAGGGGUUAGUAAUAGAAAGAAUAAAUAAAAAAAGAUCAUGAUGACCCUUACUUGCCUUAUAUGUUUGUUUGCCUUAGCAAAUGAAUAUGGUUAAACAGUGUAUGAGAAAGACUUGGGAACUGUUACUCUCAAAACUCAAUAGUCAUAUGAAUGUACUUGAUGGAUUUGUGACAGGGUUAGAACCAUUAUUUUAAUGCAUUCUCAUCAGGAAUUCUGUGAUUUUUCCAUAUCCUCAACCGCCUGUCAUAAAUGUUAUCAUAUUGUAUUUUUCUUACUUAUUUUUGUAAUAAGAUAUUUUUUGAUGUUUAGUGAUGCCUAAAAGUGUGUAAUUCUUAAGUGUGAAGCUGUGCACGAAAUUCUGCUGUACUUUGAAAGCCGAUCUGUUCUUAAUUUUUCCAAUGAUAAGUGAGCAAAUUUCCUUGUGUGUUGAUCUUUUGGAGAUAACUGUGGUGCUUGAUAUUGUCUGGGGAAGGUGUCAUUGUUUUGUCGGUCUUGAGGACAUCUUGUAAGAAUUGAGCAAAAAUAGAAGCACAUUGGACCAAACACAAAGGAUCAUAUUUGUUUAUAUUAUGAUGUGGUUUUUAGAAUGGCUACAACUGAUGCAAAUAUGGGUUAUUUUUCUCGUGUAAUGGUUGUGUGAUAGAAUUUGAUAUGUGUACAUGAUGAACCUUUCAAAAAAAUUAAAAAAAUUAUUAUGUUGAUAGUUUUCAGUUUACUCUGGUAUAGAGGAAAGCACCACUGUGAUUUGCCAAGUGAAUAUGUAACUUGUUCAAUUGGCUCUCAGAGUUGUUAACUUAUUCAUUGUUUGCAAUAAUUUCAGGUAGCUCUAGUCAACAUUAACAAAUUCAUUAUUUUCUCCAAGCCGCCACUAGUUGCUUUGAUGGAAUGCCAAAUACACUUUAAAUUUGGAGUAAAACAUAUGUGUUCUGAAUUUUCUUAACUGUAUGCAAAAAUGGAAAUUUCUUGAAUUAAAGUGAGAGAAAGUACUUAAAAA
This is a messenger RNA of Thrips palmi, 3205 nucleotides long. Its product is annotated as oocyte zinc finger protein XlCOF6-like. Gene Ontology annotation, molecular function: RNA polymerase II cis-regulatory region sequence-specific DNA binding; DNA-binding transcription factor activity, RNA polymerase II-specific. Gene Ontology annotation, biological process: regulation of DNA-templated transcription. The transcript is spliced from 3 exons. Lineage: Eukaryota; Metazoa; Arthropoda; Insecta; Thysanoptera; Thripidae. Bases 205 to 1848 code for a protein of 547 amino acids. The record is from RefSeq and is a predicted model, not a curated record.